Molecule: messenger RNA, 489 nt
Organism: Penicillium chermesinum
Lineage: Eukaryota; Fungi; Ascomycota; Eurotiomycetes; Eurotiales; Aspergillaceae
Exons: 1
Coding region: 1-489 (162 amino acids)
Source: RefSeq, a predicted model, not a curated record
AUGAAGGUGUACUAUGAUCCUAUCAACAAGAACGUCGUACCAAAAGAGCGAGUAUACAAUGCUCAUAACCGGGUGCCUACUCAAAGGGCGGUAAAUCCACAUAACCGGGGAAACAUUGAGCCUCACAAAUUCUCUGACCAUGAGGAACUUUUCACAAAUGAACGACAUGAGACCUUUAUGCUUCGACAGUUCGAUACCGGCAAUCCUCGGCAGCCCAUUCCAGCAAGCUCCAUCCCUCAGCCUCCCAGACGAAUGGACGCAUACACUCUUCACCCAGAUCACCAAUUUGGCCGUAAAAGACACGAGAUGCUUAACCCAUUUGGGCCCCAGCGAGGAGUCCGUGAUCAAAAUACUGGGGCUCUGCUGGGAGUCAUAUCACGCCCCCCGCUUCCCCCGCAGCCGGCAAACGACCCGAAGAAAAAAAGGGGAAACCCCCAAAGCCGGCAGCGGCUAAGCACAAGCCAAAAGCCUCUCCGAAAGGGGCCUUGA